AUGGGGGCCCCUGAGAGUCUGUCCACCACGUUGCCUUACAACCAGCACCAGGGCAGAGAGCAGUCAUGGGAAGCUAAGUCCAGUGAGACUGGCCCAGGCCAUGGCGUACCUCAGGACUUCUGCAUUUUCCCCGGGGAUAAAGGAGCAGGGGUCCUCCUCUGGUCCCUUCAGGAGGACUUCCUGAAGGAGGUGUGGCAAUGCAGUGGGAGAAUCAAGGUCUUGCCUUGUUCCCGGGUUGCCCACCUGGAGAGACACCACAAGCCCUACUCCUUGGACCUGAGUAUUCUCUUGAAGCAUAAUGCCCUGAGAGUAGCUGAAAGCUGGAUGGAUGAGUACAAAGACAUGGUCUACAUGGCCUGGAACAUACCUCUCCAGAGCUCUGGAAUCGAUUUUGGAGACGUUUCUCCCAGAAUGGCAUUCCAGAAGAAACUGAAAUGCAAAACUUUUGACUGGUAUCUGAAAAAUGUUUAUCCAGUCCUGAAGCCAGUCCACAGCACUGCGGGCUACGGAAGAAUGAAAAACCCAUUGGAUGAAAGUGUCUGCUUGGACCAGGGAGCUAUUCCAGGCAAGCCGAUCAUGUAUUACCUCCAUCGGUACAGUUCCCAGAAUGUCUACUACCACCUAACUGGGGAAGUCUAUGUGGGACCACUGAUUGCUGAGACAGACAUUGAUGACUGCUGCCUGACACACCCUGGCAAAGGGGAGAAACCUACUUUACAGACAUGUUCUAAGGCAGUCAAAAAUAGACUGCACAUACACUGGGAUUUUAAACCGGGAAGAGCCGUCCUAAACAGAACCACCGAACGGUGUCUGGAGACAAAGAGGUGCACUUCAGGCGGCUACAUGUUUGCUCUGCAGACCUGCACCACACACGUGUGGACGCUCCAGUACACGGUCGGAAACUGGGGGUCAAACAACGCCCAGGGAUCCUCAGAGAGCCUGGGUGUCUUUCAGUGGCAGAUCAAGACCCACUCCACUCCUCCCCACACCCACAUUCCCCGAAUGGACCUGGGUCCUAGUCAUGGUGCCACCAUUGACGAGCUGCGGGACCUGCAGCGGCUCAAGUAA
Molecule: messenger RNA, 1068 nt
Organism: Globicephala melas (long-finned pilot whale)
Lineage: Eukaryota; Metazoa; Chordata; Mammalia; Artiodactyla; Delphinidae
Gene: GALNT8
Product: polypeptide N-acetylgalactosaminyltransferase 8
Biological process (GO): protein O-linked glycosylation
Cellular component (GO): Golgi apparatus
Molecular function (GO): polypeptide N-acetylgalactosaminyltransferase activity
Source: RefSeq, a predicted model, not a curated record